GUUUAGUUUACGCGCUGUUCGCGUUCAUUGCUCCGCUAGUCACUCAUUUAGAACGACAACUAACUGUUGCUAUAUUAAAACAUAUAUGUAAAUUCCCAUUAACUAUAUAUAUGCAUAUGUUUUAUAUAUACAACUGUGACGUGGAUUAUAUCAUAUUGAGCGACGACUGAGUGGGAGACCAAAAUGACAGCAAUGCCAACGGACAUGAAGGAAAUUGAACAAAGUGAACAACACGAACGGCCCAUGGAUGUGCGCAUCAAUAUGCCCUGGGGCUAUGUCGUAGGCCGCUGGUAUGGCAAUCGCCAGGUACGUCCCAUACUCGCCCUGCACGGCUGGCUGGAUAAUUUGGGCACUUGGAACGAGCUGCUGCCGCUGCUGCCCAAGCACCUGGGCGUGCUGUGCAUUGAUCUGCCUGGGCAUGGCUUUUCGUCCAAGCUGCCGGAGGGGAUUGCCUAUCAUUUUGUCGACUACCUGUGCGUGAUACUGCGCAUUAUGGAGGAGUAUGGCUGGCAGAAGGUGUCGCUAAUGGCCCAUUCCAUGAGCGCCAUGCUGUGCUUCAUCUUUGCCUCGCUCUAUCCGCAUCGCCUCGACAUGCUGAUCAGCAUUGACAUUGUUAGGACGCGUUACCGCAAGCCACCAUCGCAAAUCGAAUACCUGCGCACCAAUAUUGAGCGUUACAUGGUCGAGGAUGAGCGUUUCGCCAAUGCCAAGCGCGAGGAACCGCCAUCGUAUACGUGGCAAGAACUGGAGCAUGUGCUGCACAAGGGCUCCGAUGCCUCGGUGACGCUGGAGAACUGCCAUCAUAUACUGGACCGCAAUGUGGCCAAGUCGACCAAAUACCCGGACAAGUACUAUUUCUCGCGGGACGGACGCUGCAAGUAUUACUUUGAGUUCCACACAAGUCCGCCCUUUGCCGCCGAACUGGCCCGGACCAUACGCAAUGUGCCCUAUUGUGUGAUCAAGGGCUCCGAGUCGAACUUUAUAGAUGGCGAAAGUCAGGAGGUUAUUGACAUACUGCGCUCCAAUAAUCCACACUUUGAACUGCACGAGGUGCAGGGCACACACCAUGUGCAUUUGAACAAUGCAAAGGGCGUUGCCGAAAUAAUCAAUCCAUUUAUAAUGCAUCACAGGCCACCGCAUCUGGAGACCUGGACGGUGGAUGAGCAGGAAGAAUUGCCAGAGGUUGUGCAGAAAUUCGCCUUAGCCGUGGACGACGCCGAGAAUGUGAAGCGGAGAAAGAGAAAAAGCAACCUAUAGCUGCUGCACUCAUCUCUGAGUCCGUCAGCAGCGAGAGGCGCACUAAAACACUUGAAAGCUUUAAAAAAUUAGGUUUACUAUAAACCAGAAUUUAGAUAGAAUUUUAAAUAAUUCAAAUUGUAGUUAAGCAGAAAGAGAAAAUCGUAAUUUAAGCGCUGCAAAAUACCUUUGCCCCCUUAUAACUGGCGAAUAUUUAUUUAUUUGUAUGUUGAAAAAGAACGUGUAUUUGUUGUGCUACAGAUUGGCAAAAACUCGGGCAUUUUUAGCUUAAUUACUUUUAAAUUGCUUUCAUGUUGGGGGCUGUCGAGUCCCUAGCUAUUUCGAAUAUAAAUUCGUAGCGAGCA
This is a messenger RNA of Drosophila montana, 1601 nucleotides long. Its product is annotated as probable serine hydrolase. Lineage: Eukaryota; Metazoa; Arthropoda; Insecta; Diptera; Drosophilidae. Bases 184 to 1257 code for a protein of 357 amino acids. The record is from RefSeq and is a predicted model, not a curated record. The transcript is spliced from 2 exons.